Messenger RNA from Myxocyprinus asiaticus (Chinese sucker), 1467 nucleotides. Its product is annotated as transformer-2 protein homolog alpha-like. NCBI's taxonomy places the organism in Eukaryota, Metazoa, Chordata, Actinopteri, Cypriniformes, Catostomidae. The transcript has 9 exons. Gene Ontology annotation, molecular function: RNA binding. The record is from RefSeq and is a predicted model, not a curated record. Gene Ontology annotation, biological process: positive regulation of mRNA splicing, via spliceosome. Gene Ontology annotation, cellular component: spliceosomal complex. Bases 107 to 985 code for a protein of 292 amino acids.
CGCGCUUGUGCUGGGCAGCCAUUUUCUGCAGUUACAUCAGAAGCGGAAGUCUUUGGCGAAGAACAUUUUCAUUUUCACUCCUUUUGCGAUUCUCAGAUAUUUAAAAAUGAGCGAUGUUGAGGAUACACGUUUCGAGGGGAGGGAAUCCCGCUCACCGUCCAAAUCGGGGCGGGGCAGUCCCGCCCGUGCCAAGUCAGAGAGCAGGUCUGCCUCUCCCAGCCCUGUCCGAGCAUCGAAGCAUUCUGAUUCAAGAUCCCGAUCCCGUUCUAAGUCCAGGUCUCAUUCACGCGGGCAUUCAAACCGUCGUUACAGCCGUUCGCGGUCUCACUCCCGCUCUCACCGGAAAAAGUCUCGUUCACGCUCCUACAGCCCUGAGAACCGCCGCAAGAGGAGCCAGAGCACAUCGCCCAUGUCUAACCGCCGCAGACACAAUGGCAGCAGGAGCUCAUACAGCCAUGACUCCAAAAAAGACUCGCACAGUCAUGGUGACGAAAGGGCCAAUCCAGACCCUAACACAUGUCUGGGCGUGUUUGGUCUGAGUCUGUACACAACUGAGCGAGACCUGAGAGAGGUCUUCUCACGUUAUGGUCCUUUAGCUGGUGUCAAUGUUGUCUACGACCAGCGUACGGGGCGCUCUCGUGGUUUUGCCUUUGUUUACUUUGAGCGCAUCAGUGAUGCCAAAGAGGCAAUGGAGCGAGCUAAUGGCAUGGAGCUGGAUGGGAGACGCAUCAGAGUGGACUAUUCUAUCACUAAACGUCCACACACCCCAACACCAGGCAUCUACAUGGGUCACCCCACACAUAACGGAGGUGGGAGCAGCAGCAGCAGCAGUGGUGGGCGGAGACGAGAGUCGUAUUAUGAUCGUGGCUAUGAUAGAUAUGACGAGUAUGACUACAGAUACAGCAGGAGGCGCUCUCCAUCACCCUAUUACAGCCGAUACAGGUCUCGUUCAAGAUCUCCCUCAUACAGCCCACGACGAUACUAAGAAGAUCCUGGCUGCAUUGUCUUUUUGCCUGGAGUUAAACGGUUAUAAAGAUAUGAAGUACAUGUAAAUUCACUGUUCAGCAGGAAAAAUAAGCACCUGUGUGCUGGUCAGAUGAAGAGCAGCUCUAAUUUGACAAAGUAUUUGUGUAGUAGCUGUCUUAAUUUGUAGACUUUCUAGUCAUUUUAAAGUCUGUUGAGAUCAUCGAUUGCGUCAUCAUGGAAUUUUGUGUGCAAAACGUUUUCUUUUUUUGAUAGUGUGUUCUUAUGGUCUGAUGUGAAUGUGCAUAUGCCUGUUUUCUUAUAUACUGAGCAUCCUUUGACAGGUCUGUAUGUUGAGUGUGAGUGUCUGUGAAUGCCUGUAAAUUCACUGUACUUGAGAAAGCAGACUUAUUCUGUUUGUUUAUCUGUGACAUCAAGAUCUUUUAUUUUCAGUAGUAAUUGGUAUUGCUUUUCUUUUUCAAGGAAUAAAAAGACUCAAAAGAA